UUUCCUGUUGGUAGUACUAAUUUAGAACUUGCAGAUUUGAGCUGCCUGAAUUGGCUAGACAGCUGUAAUCGCACUCCUCCUAGUCUUAAUCUCUUUAUCUGGGCAGCAGCUGCCAUAUGGCCUCAGUCAGCUGGAUCAGAUGUUUAUAAGCCUCCUUCUCCGUCCCUCUCUGUCCUCGGAGCCUCCUAAUUUGAUCGUUGCUACCUUGCGAGCUGUCCUACAAUCUUUAUUUUUAGCCAUCUUAAGGAUUAGGAUUGAUGUAGACUACAGGGCACUUAAAGUGAUUGUAUUGUAAAUCUGCUUCGGGCUUCUUCUUUGGGGAGGUUGUUCCAUUUCUCUAAAGAUUUGGGGAGGAGAUAGAGGAGGAGGAGGGGUUGGCUUGGGGUUGGCUGUCCCAAGUCCUCCCCACCAAAACCCCUCAUUAACCAAGGUCUGAGCGUUGUUUAAGGGGGGGUUGGCUUGGUAUCCCAAUCAGAUUUAAAUGAAGAUUCAAAUGAGUUUAUUUAUGCUUGCUGGUUGAACAUGGUGCCCAUGAUGCAUUUUUUGAGAAGGGAGCAGUCUCCACGGGUAACAGGUUAUGAAGACAGCAUGGAGUUUCCGGACCACAGCAGACAUUUACUACAGUGUCUGAGCGAGCAGAGGCACCAGGGCUUCCUGUGCGACUCCACCGUCCUGGUGGGCGAUGCCCAGUUCCGUGCCCACCGUGCCGUGCUGGCCUCGUGCAGCAUGUACUUCCAUCUCUUCUACAAGGACCAGCUGGACAAGCGGGACGUGGUGCAUCUAAACAGUGACAUUGUAACGGCACCAGCGUUCGCACUGCUCCUCGAGUUUAUGUACGAGGGCAAGCUGCAAUUCAAGUCCCUGCCCGUGGAGGACGUACUGGCUGCCGCCAGCUAUCUGCACAUGUAUGACAUCGUCAAGGUGUGCAAAAAGAAGCUGAAACACAAGGCCACGGCCGAGGCGGACAGCACCCGGCGCGAGGAGGACGCCUCCAGCUGUUCGGACCGAGCUGAGAGCCUCUCGGAGGGCGGCAGCGCCAACCUGCUGGCCAGCGACGACGACGAGGACGAGAGCAAGAGGGACAGCCAGUGCCCGCCAGAGCCGGCCAGGAUAUGGGCACGCCUGGCAUCGGAGCGCGCGGCCAGCCCCGGAGAGGCCGAGGCACAUGGCAAGUCGCCUGCUGCUGCCGCUGCAAGUCCCAGCAGCUCUACAGGUUCGCUCUGCCCAACUGGUGACUGUGCACUCGACCUGUCUGUAAAAUCAGGCAUGAGCGCCACUUCAGGUGAAGCCAGGAACCCGUAUUUGUGUGGUUCGGCGACUCCAGACAGUCUACACAGCGCUCUGGUGCAAGUGAAAGUGGAGAAAGACACGGGCUCAGACGAUGAUGAGCUGCCCAGCACUGAGUACGAGAUGGAACACAGCGGCUUGAAGGAGGAAACGGCAAAUGCUAACGGCCUGCACGUUGUGCACAAUGGACACAGUGUCCAGCGGCUAGGACUCGGCCUGGAGGCCCACCUGACAGCACUGCGAGAGGCCUCUCUGGAGCGUGACAGCAAGGACGAGGGAGAUGGCGAGGGGCUAGGUGGUGAGACCGAGCGGGCACAGGAGAGCCCGCUGCUGCCAUACGUGUCGGGCAUGUUGGGUGCGGCGCACGCGCAGAUCUUCAUGUGCCCCCUGUGCAACAAGGUGUUCCCGAGUCCGCACGUGCUGCAGAUCCACUUGAGCACGCACUUCCGUGAGCAAGAAGGUGCACGCACUAAACCCACUACCGGCGAUGUCAACGUGCCCACAUGCUCCAUCUGUGGCAAGACGUUCUCGUGCAUGUACACGCUGAAGCGGCACGAGCGGACACACUCGGGCGAGAAGCCCUACACGUGCACCACGUGCGGCAAGAGCUUCCAAUACUCGCACAACCUGAGCCGGCAUGCCGUGGUGCACACACGCGAGAAGCCCCACGCCUGCAAGUGGUGCGAGCGGCGCUUCACGCAGUCCGGAGACCUGUACCGUCACAUCCGCAAGUUCCACUGCGAACUCGUCAACUCGCUCUCGGUGAAGAGCGAAGCGCUCAGCCUUCCCACUCUCCGAGACUGGCCACUCGAGGAUAGCUCGCAAGAACUGUGGAAAUGAAAGCAAACGAAUAAACAAACGAAACUGCUUUUUAGGUUCAGACAGAGCGAGCAAGAGAGGCAGAGAGGUAAGGAAGUAGGGAGGCAGGGAGAUGGUCGAAAGGUCUGCAUCAGUCAUGUUUCUUAUAAAUACAUUGCUUAUCUCGUUAAAUUGCACUUUACUAGCACAUGAAAAUGUUACUACUGAUUUGUUUUCUGGUCAAUUUAGUUGUGCCGUAUUUUUUUUGUUGUUGUUGUUUUUGUUUUUAUUUGUUUUUCCUUUUCUUUUAUUAAACUUGGGUGAUUGUUACAGCCGUCACCUUCGACGUAAAAUGUGCAAAUCUAGAUUUGACAGUGUAUAUACCUACACUUGUACACUCCUUGGUUUUUAUUUAACAUCCAUGCCAUGAGAACGCAUAUGAAGAUUUCAGGUAACACACUGAGGAAGUUCAAAACAUUACACUAAACGGGUACUACGAUCCUAUAUUGACCUGUACACAUAAAGCUCAUUUAUGAGUAUGUGUAUAUAUUGUGCACUACUACUAUACAUUUAUUUUGCAAAUCUCAUACUGGUGUGUGAGAGUGGCUGCGUGCACACGUGUGUGUGUGUGUGUGUGUGUGUGUGUUUGUGUGUGUGUGUGUGCGUGCGCGCGCGCGUCCAUGCACGUAAACACAGUAUGCUAACGAGUAAGUCCUUUAAAUCCUGCGAGGAUGUUUGCUCAAAAAAGCUCCAAGCUUGUGUUAUUUAGGCUCUUGUACGUACGUACGUUUAUUUGUUUGUUUGUUUGUUUGUUUUUCGUUUUUUUUGAUUUGUGAUAGGAAACCUGACUGAUAGAAGACAAAAGGCACUCAUGCAAUGUACAGCCUCCUUUUUCAUAUCAACUGACACGUUUUUAUAUCAUUUAACGAUUGGGCUGAUGAGUUGACGUCUAAUUUAUUUGCAGACCCUCAACACUUGUUUUCUGCUGAGAAUGGGUUUUCAUUUGCUGCGUUUCUAGAGAUUUCUGUAGUGUUUUAAGAAAUGAUUUGGUUUGUUUUUCCCAAAAAAAAAAAACCCAACAAAAAAAAAAAAACAACUUGGGAUCUGUUGUUGCAUGAUGUCCAACCUGUAUAUUUAAGAAGAUGUGAAUUGCUGUAUUGCUGUACACUGUAAUAGACCGAGUCAUUACAGUCAGGGCACCCGUCUGUUUAAAUAAAAAAAAUAUAUAUCUAUAUAUAUAUAUUAUAUAUUUACCUUAAUAUUACAGCUGUAGAAAUUGCAUGAAUUUUAUUUAACUCUUAUUUCUGUUGUUUUGCAUUGGAAAGUGUAUUUUUAAUUAACUCAUUUGCUUCCUAAGUAGUCUUUUUUUUCUUCUUCUUCUUCUUUUCCUCUUCUUCUUCUUCUUCUUCUUCUUUUCUUUUUAUUAUUAUAUAAACUCUCACUAGAGAGUGACUCCUGUUAAGAUGUUCUACUGGGCUGUGAAGAUUGUGUUAAUGCACUGAUGUUAGGCUGCAGAUUGUCUCUGGCCAACCGAUCUCGAGUGUGUAGCAUGGAGCUGGGUGUCAGCAGAGGCUUCAUCUCUCUGAACGUCUUUUUCCAAAGCUAGUGCCGCUCCUGCUUAGCACCUCCUCACACACUGCUGUUCUCCACUGCUGGUCUCCAACUGCUGUCUCCGUGUCAUGUUUACUCGCUGUUAGCAUUUAAAAAGUGUCGCCUUUUUUUUGUUUGUUUGUUUGUAAUUUAUUUAUUUAUCUGUUCGAUUGGCACUUGCAUCAAAUUCUGUGGCCACGAAGAUUCAGUUGCCAUGAAAACCCAUAUGACAGCGUGUCAGUUCCUGUAAAGAUGGGCUCAGCAGAUCUACUGUGUAUGGCGAACACUGAAGAAUCAGCAAAUAGCAUAAAGCUCCGAGCGCUGAGAGUGUGGGCGUGUGUGUGUGUGUGUGUGUGUGUGUGUGUGUGUGUGUGUGUGUGUUUGUAUAGUUCCUAUUUAACAGGAGAAAAUGUUUGCCAUGCUUGGUUGCACCUUUAAAAACAAACAAAAAAAAAAACGAAAUUAGAUGCUGAAAUGAUGCCUUUAAGAUUUUAACUCCUGAUCAAAUUGACAUUGUUACACAAAUACCAGAGCUAUAAAUGCUAGAUUAUUGAAGAAUAAAAUAGUUACACUGCUGUAGAUUGAUUUUUUUUUUUCAACUUGUGUUUUUUUUUUUUUUUUUUUUUUUUUUUUUUUUUUUGAGAAUAUAUUUCUUUUUCUUUCUUUUUUUUUUUGGUUUUGUAUAAAUUAACAUCAAGCUGUCAUUUUCUUACUGAAUGUGGAAAAAUUGAACAAAAAGCUCAAGAUAUUAUUUGUUAGUUAAAAAAAACAAACAAACCCAGAAAAGACAAAAAAAAGAAUAAAUAAUGAAAAGCUAAAUUUGGAAAAGUGCUGUUGGAGCCUCGGACACUAACACUCGAGCAGGAGUGAAGUUUAAGCGAGAAGGAGGAGGAGGAGAAGAAGAGAGGACGAGAGUGGAGCGCUCGCGUGCCUCUAUGGCCUCAAGGGCCCUGAGCUUCCUAGUAUACAAUAGGUUUUGUGCAACAGCUAGCGAAAAAGGGUUAAGAUUUGCCAAUAGCACGCGCUCCUCGUGCCGUUUUGCACGGUGGUACUUUUACCUUUUGCACUCUAAAAUGUGAAAGAAAAGAAAUUUAUCAACUGUGGGGUGGGAUGGGAUUGGGGGGGGGGGGUGUUUUCCUGAGAGUUUUUUUUUUUUUUUUUUUUUCCCUGCUUUUGUUUUAUGCUGGCUUCUACUAUCGUACUUGACCGCCUUAAACUACUGUUAACAGCCUACUGAUGCUCAGAGCGGGAGAACUGGAACUGGCAAGUUACUGGAUGUAUUUUUAUUUCACUUCUGUUCACUGGCAAUGAAGCUGUGAAACGGAAUACGAAGCAUGUCCACAAAACAGAUGAACCUUUAGUUUACUUGAAAACUGGAAACAGCCAGCGUGAAGAAGAACAACAAAAUUUAAACCCGAGUGCGUAGGAGGCGGGAGAGAAUAAAAAUAAAGUUAUGUCAAAAAAAAAAAACUUAAAAAAAAAAAAAAAGGACAAUCGCGUUCUAAAAAAAAAAAAGAGGCAGAUUGACUUCACAUGUAUUUGCUUCCCUUUUGAGAUUUUGGUAUGUUCACAUUGUUCUUUUUAUGGAGUUAGACAGUUAGCUUUGACAAUCAUAGUAUGUUUCAUUUUCUCAAGGGAAGUAAAUUAUGAGGCUGUUUAGUUUUGUACUUUUUGGUGUGCUGUUGGUGAAAUUUUUAAAUUGUGUGCAAACUGCAAUAAAUUAUAAGUACCUUCA
Messenger RNA from Ictalurus punctatus (channel catfish), 5410 nucleotides. RefSeq names its product zinc finger and BTB domain containing 18 (gene zbtb18). Lineage: Eukaryota; Metazoa; Chordata; Actinopteri; Siluriformes; Ictaluridae. Gene Ontology annotation, cellular component: nucleus. The record is from RefSeq and is a predicted model, not a curated record. The transcript is spliced from 2 exons. Gene Ontology annotation, molecular function: DNA-binding transcription factor activity, RNA polymerase II-specific; protein binding; RNA polymerase II cis-regulatory region sequence-specific DNA binding. The coding region runs from base 523 to 2127 and encodes 534 amino acids. Gene Ontology annotation, biological process: regulation of transcription by RNA polymerase II.